UUUUUUGUAAAUAGUUCAGUGAGAUUGAAAAACCGACGCCAUUAGUGAAGACAACGUUGCCAUUACAAAAAUCGUUUUAACCCAAUAAUGCCACCUACAGAUAAUAGAAUUUAUGUUGGCAAUCUUCCCCCUGAUAUAAGAGCUAGAGAUAUUGAAGAUUUAUUUUAUAAGUUUGGCAAAAUCACGUUUGUCGAUUUGAAAACACGAAGGGGACCACCGUUUGCUUUUGUUGAAUUUGAAGAUCAUAGAGAUGCUGUAGAUGCAGUAACGGACCGAGACGGUUAUAAUUAUGAUGGGUACACACUUAGGGUAGAAUUUCCACGAGGCUCUGGGCCAGGUGGUCCUGGUGGUGACCGUGACUUUGGUGGCGGCGGUGGUGGUGGUGGUGGGGGUGGCUUCAGAGGAGGCCGAGGUGGAUAUGGUGGAGGCUUUAGUGGUGGUAGAGGAGGCGGUGGUGGUGGUGGUGGGAGAGGAGGUCCACCAUCAAGAAGAUCAGAAUAUAGAGUUCUUGUUUCAGGUUUGCCUCCAACAGGAAGUUGGCAAGACUUGAAGGAUCACAUGAGAGAGGCUGGAGAUGUCUGCUAUGCUGAUGUUUAUAAAGAUGGUACUGGUGUCUGUGAGUUCCUGAGAAAAGAAGACAUGAAAUAUGCAUGCAGAAAAUUAGAUGAUUCUAAAUUCAGAUCACAUGAGGGUGAGACCUCGUAUAUCAGGGUAAAGGAAGAUUCUGGCGGCAGGUAUGGCAGCAGCAGUUACCAGUCACGGUCGCGAAGCAGGAGCAUGUCACCUCCUAGAAGAUCACGUGGUUCACCUAGAUACUCGCCGAUGAGAUCCCGCUCUCGAUCACCAUACUGAUUCUUUAAUCAAAACUUACACACGCCAUUUUCAUCACACAAUUCAUUAAUCCACAGAAUCAACAUGUUUUAACUUGUAUACACAAUUUUUUUUUUCAUUAUAAACCACAUAAGUAUGGCAUCAUAUGGUCAUUACUAGUUCAGUCAUUUCAAUAUUUACAUAUACAUCUGAAUGUUGCAUUCAUUUUCAUGUUUAUAUGUCUCAAAAUGUCAUUUUGAAAGCCAAAAAUCAGAAUUUUUGAAAAUUUCCAUUUUUCCCCUCAAGCUAAAAAUGAUUUGGUUUGACAGUAAAAGAAAGAUGCCAUAUUUUAUUGAUAACUGUUCAAAACUGUAAAAGCAAAAACAAAGUAAAAUAUGAUGACAAUUAAGAAAUUAGGUUAAUGCUAAAAUUCAUCCAUUUUCAGAAGAUCAGAUUAAAGAGUUAGGGUGAGCUAUUAAAGUGAAACAGGCAGUCAAGACUUCAGACUGAUGAGAACGAUAAAAAAACUUGGAUGUAUUUAAUCGGUAAUAACGGCGUUUGUUAUAAAAAAAUGUUCUUUUACAGUAUGUGUGAAUGUUAUUGCAUGUAUAAUGACAGUGACAAAAUAACAUGCUACAGGCUGUAGUUUUAAUGCAAAAUGAGAACUUUUUAAGAGGACUAUGAGCUAGAGCUGUUUACAAAUUUCCAGAUGAUAGAGUAACCUAAUUUUUUUUGUCGUCCAAAUUUGACAUUUUGAAUAUGAAUUUGAUUUUUAAUCUGCAGUGUACAUACAUGUCUUGUGCUAUUUGACAGAUACAGUAUUGAUACAUACACCUGUGUGAUUCAGAAAUUACACUUUUUGAAUUUUAAAUUUUUAGUUGGUGUAUCAAAAAAGAAUCAAAAUUUGAAGUUAAUUUUUUAUUUUAAUCAUUUGUGAAUCACACAGUGUUAGACUAGUAAUCUAUGUAUUUACACAAUGUUUUGUAUGUAUGUGUUUUGAGUAUUGUCUAUUUUAAUAACGAUGCAUUGUUGUUUAUAUUAAAGGGCUCUUGGAUUCAGGAUAAGGAUCCGUUCAGGAGCCAGCUAGCUAGGAAAGGAGCUGAUAAGGAUUUAAGGGAGCUCCAUGUAGGGGUUUGAGCUCCAUGCUUAAGGAUGGAUUAAAGGAUUUACUUGGAUCUGUCAGGAUUUAGGAUAUUUUUUUCCAUGAUUUUUCUCCUCUCGGCCCUGUUUGUCUUGGAUAAAGAAAUAUUGGCAGUCCUGUAAGGAACAGAGCUUUGGGAAUUGGAUUACAAAGUUACUUUCAUCUUGAAAUUUCAAAUGGGCUGAAUUAUAUUGUUUUUUCUCUUUAAUUUUUUUUUCCAAUUAUUUAUAAAAAUAUUGAAUUAAUUUGGUAAGUAUGUAAAUACUGUCUUCAGGAAAUUUGUACUACAGGAGUUGAUUGUUAAAGGCAGAGGAUAAGUUGAUAUAAAUGUGUUAGGCCUGGAAAAAAGGAAGGAAUGGAAUUUGCUGCCCUUUGUAAUCUCAGAGGAAGCCCCAUUUCUAUGCAGGAUAAAAGUCAUGGAAAAGGUUCUCAGGAUAAGGAAAUAAGAUUCCAAUGGAUCUAAAAUCUGGAAUAAAAGGAGUAAAUAUACAAUGAUACAUAUAGCUUUUUCAACUUGAUCUAGGAAAACUUUGCCCCUAUCUUGGAUAAGUGUGUCUUCUUUAUGGAGGGAAAUUUGGAUCUUUUCUUCUAUAUGGAGGGAAAAUUGGAUCUUUUCUUCUAUAUGAAGGGAAAAUUGGAUCUUUUUCUAAAGUUUUUGGAGGUAAUAUAAAGGAUUAAGGAUUCCUGUUCUAAUUGUAAGUAUAAAUGGUCCCCCAGUAAAUAUUUGGAUGACAAUCUUUUGACUGGCCUACAUUAAAUACUUGAUCCCCUACCUAAUGUUUUACUAUUUUCAAUUCAGGAAGAGGGGUAAAAAAAUUUACAUAAAUCUAAGCCUGCUGGCAGCAACAGAUUCUACCCUUGUGAUCAGUGCAAAUCAAGAUCACCUGGCAUAUCCAUGCAAUCUGAUCAUGGUCUGCACUGUGAGCCAUUAAGUUUGUACAUCAUUUGAAAAUUUCCCAGAAAAAGGAUGGUUUUGAUGGAAUAGUCCAUUUAUAGGGUGGUAAUGGUUAUUGGUUGAAGGCUUAAACUGAUCGUACAGUAUAACUGAGUAGUGAAGUUGAUCCUCAAAUUGAAGGGGAAAUCACAAAAUUUAAUAUGAUAUUAAUAAAAUAAUAGUAAUUCGUCAUUUUAAAAUGACUAUAUACUGGAUAGCCUAGGCAAAUUCAAUGAUUAUAAUUAUCACCCUUUAUUUUUCAGAAGUAAAAAUGUACUAUAAAUAAAAUACAUUAAACAGUG
Ruditapes philippinarum (Manila clam) is the source of this 3187-nucleotide messenger RNA. RefSeq names its product serine/arginine-rich splicing factor 1-like. The coding region runs from base 88 to 852 and encodes 254 amino acids. The transcript is spliced from 4 exons. Gene Ontology annotation, cellular component: nucleus; ribonucleoprotein complex; cytoplasm. Lineage: Eukaryota; Metazoa; Mollusca; Bivalvia; Venerida; Veneridae. Gene Ontology annotation, molecular function: mRNA binding. The record is from RefSeq and is a predicted model, not a curated record.